Molecule: messenger RNA, 656 nt
Organism: Panicum hallii
Lineage: Eukaryota; Viridiplantae; Streptophyta; Magnoliopsida; Poales; Poaceae
Product: cysteine proteinase inhibitor 8-like
Exons: 1
Coding region: 54-485 (143 amino acids)
Molecular function (GO): cysteine-type endopeptidase inhibitor activity
Source: RefSeq, a predicted model, not a curated record
UUUCCAUUCCCCUCCCCGAUCCGCUUGUGAUGUUGCCUUAGCACUAUUUAACGAUGCCCGUACCGUCGUCACAGGCAGCGAGUGGUAGCCCACAGAAAAGCUGCUCUGUCCAAGCCUGCCUCAAACAUCACAAAGCCAUGAGGACCUGCAGCCUCCUCCUCGUUGCCACUGCCGCCGCCGCCUUCGCCGUCGCCGCCCCCGUCACGGCGAACCUUGGGGGAUGGGGGGUCAUCCCCGACGUCGAGGACGCCCACGUCCAGGAGAUCGGCGCGUGGGCGGUGGCGGAGCACGUCAAGCGCGCCAACGACGGGCUCAGGUUCGGCAAGGUGGCGCGCGGCGAGGAGCAGGUCGUGGCCGGCGUGAACUACCGGCUGGGCAUCGUCGCGGUGAAUCUGGCCGGUCAGAACGCCACGUACAGCGCGGUCGUGUACGAGCAGAUCUGGACCAACACGCGCCGGCUCCUCUCUUUCGACCGGGCCAAGUGAGCGAGCGACGAUCCUUGAUUCUAGCCUGGAGCGAUUAGGUUUUGUCGGUUCAGGAUUUUUGGAUGUAAUAAGAUGUUGCGGCCAUGCUAUCCGGGUUUUGGGGAAAAGCUUUUCAUGGUCUUGGUCAUUAUUAUCUAGUACUGAAUUACGGAUCAUUUUAGGACUUGUAUG